Verruconis gallopava is the source of this 1182-nucleotide messenger RNA. RefSeq lists its product as uncharacterized. Gene Ontology annotation, biological process: ribosomal large subunit biogenesis; nuclear-transcribed mRNA catabolic process; rRNA processing. Lineage: Eukaryota; Fungi; Ascomycota; Dothideomycetes; Venturiales; Sympoventuriaceae. The record is from RefSeq and is a predicted model, not a curated record. The transcript has 2 exons. Gene Ontology annotation, cellular component: nucleolus; preribosome, large subunit precursor. Gene Ontology annotation, molecular function: RNA binding. Bases 114 to 827 code for a protein of 237 amino acids.
CCUACAACAAUUUCUUUGUCCACCGAGCAGAACAAACAAGCUUCUCAUUGCACUUUGCGCGCGCGCACACUCCACUUCGCGCCGCCCAUCCUCCCCCACCUCCUGGUCCGAAAAUGCCGAAAUCGAAGCGCGCAAAGGUGGUCCACCUGUCCAAGGUGGAAAAAAAGGACAAGGAGCAUCGCCAGAAGAUCUUCACGGAAGUGCAGGAGGCCGCCGAGGCGUACCCGUACAUCUACGUCUUCCGCGUGUCAAACAUGCGCAACACGUAUCUGAAGGAGAUCCGCUCCGAGUUUUCAGACUCGAGGCUCUUCUUCGCCAAAACGAAAAUCAUGGCCAAGGCCCUGGGCACGACGCCGGAGUCGUCGCACCUGCCGGGCCUUUCGCUGCUCGCGCCGUACCUGCACGGCGACGUCGGCCUGCUGUGCACGCCGCGCCCGCCCUCCGACAUCCUGCCGUACUUCCGCGCCUUCAGCCAGACGGACUUUGCGCGCGCCGGCGUGCCCGCCUCGUUCACCUUCACGCUGCCCGCCGGCGUCCUGCACGCGCAGGGCGGCCAGGUCCCCUCGGCCGAGGACACGCCGGUCCAGCACAGUUCGGAGCCGAUGCUGCGGCGGUGGGGCCUGCCCACCCGCCUGGACAAGGGCAAGGUCGUCCUGGACGAGGAGUACACAGUGUGUGAGGAGGGCAAGGUGCUGAACAGUCACCAGACGGCCCUGCUGAAGUUCUUCGGCGUCGCGAUGGCCGAGUUCAAGAUCACGGUCGAGGCGUAUUGGACGGCGGAGACUGGAGACGUGAAGAAGGUGGACGGUGAGGCCAUGGAGGAGUGAGGCGAACGCAUGUGCAUACUCGUCUUCUUCUGCCUUUCCUUUCUUUUGUCUUCAUAACGUAACGGCGUUAGGGAGUUUCGAUCCCAGAGGCGGUGGGUUUCUUGAACGCUGGAUUAGGAAUUACACGGUGUUCCGAUGGGAGUCGCCCAAUUAUGAGGCCAUGAAAAAAGGCAUAUAUAAAUCACCAUAUUACAAGAGUAGGCAAAAUGCCACGACGUCAUGCUUCAUAUGCGUCCACAUGAACUAUACUUUGUGCGGCUUGCUCUGUUAUAUUCAAAGUAGAGUCCGAAUGCUCACCAUCUCUCAAAACUCUCCCGGCGACAAAUGACGAAAAGAAAAAAAAAAAGUUAUACAC